Messenger RNA from Anopheles coluzzii, 568 nucleotides. RefSeq names its product WAP four-disulfide core domain protein 12. Lineage: Eukaryota; Metazoa; Arthropoda; Insecta; Diptera; Culicidae. The record is from RefSeq and is a predicted model, not a curated record. Gene Ontology annotation, cellular component: extracellular region. Gene Ontology annotation, molecular function: peptidase inhibitor activity. The transcript has 4 exons. Bases 144 to 398 code for a protein of 84 amino acids.
CAACAAGUUAUCUCCACGCGUCUUGUGAACCGGUCGACCGAUCAGUUCAUCUGUAACCGUUCGCCGAUUGUGACUCGUUUGGAUUUGGCGUCUUAAUCUUCGCGUUGUGAAAUAAACACAAGAUCAUCUCAAACAACAUCAAAAUGGCAAAACUUAUGGUAGUUGCCCUGGCCCUUGCGCUGUGCGUCGUGCUUGUGAGUGCUUCUGGCGAUGAGUGUCCACUCGCGUCCAAAGUUGGCUCCUGCUCACCGACCUGCCUGACCGAUCGGGACUGUGCCGACAUCGGUGGCAAGUGUUGCUCCAACGCCUGCAAUCGCAAAUCCUGCGUCGAGCGAAGCAAACUGAAGCAGGGCAGCAACAAGUUUGACGAGAUUGACCGUUUAGGGGCAGAUUACUAAAAAUAUCACACUGUCUAUUGGUAUUUGGAAUUAUGUUUUCUUCUCUUCUUUACACACUCGUUCUAUUGUGUUUUUCAAUAUAUCUAAAGAUUGGCACUUCAGUUCAGGGCUGCUCAUUAAUCACGGUCCUCUCCGUUAUGGUUAUCUUGCAUGUUUUUUUUCAUUACUAU